Messenger RNA from Ambispora leptoticha, 414 nucleotides. The record is from the annotation of a GenBank genome assembly. NCBI's taxonomy places the organism in Eukaryota, Fungi, Glomeromycota, Glomeromycetes, Archaeosporales, Ambisporaceae.
UUUAGGAAUUGACACUUCUGAAAAGAAAGAAGCCUUUGUUCAUCUCAAUCACCAACUUUAUCAAGAAAAGCAACAAUUUGGCUUAGCGGUAAAAGAAAAAGAAAAUAUUUUAAGAUUAUUAGUAAAUACUUUAAAUCUCAGUCCUGAACAGCAAGCAUAUUUAGAAAAGAUGGGGAUUAGUUUCUUUAAUGCUAGAUUAAAAACUUUUGCUUUAUCUGAGCAACAGAAAAAUAUUUUAGCUGCCUUAGCUCCUUUAACCAGAGAAGAAAAAUACAGUAAAGAUAAUUUGCAGCUACUAAAUUCUUUAUCUUUAAAACCAAGUAGUCUAACCUUUUUUACUAGCGAAAAUAUUUUACCUAAUCCUAAUUUUGACUUUGGUCAAAUAACUAGUCCUUAUUUACCUUUAAAAAUCAA